This is a messenger RNA of Linum tenue, 792 nucleotides long. The record is from the annotation of a GenBank genome assembly. Lineage: Eukaryota; Viridiplantae; Streptophyta; Magnoliopsida; Malpighiales; Linaceae.
AUGAGACCAACCACAAGCCACAGUUUCCAGCACGACGCUCAUCACCAUAAUUACAAUCAGGAAGCGACGAGGAGAUCGAGCGCCGUUAAUUGCCCUCCGCCGUUGAAAGUCAACAAGGACUCCCGCGCCAUCAUCAAGAACAAUUCAUCCGCCUCCCCGCCCUACUCCUCAUCGUCAUCCUCCGCCUCCUCCCUCGCCGUCGCGGGCUCCGCCAAACCGCCGCCGCAGCGCCACCCGGUCAUAAUAUACACCCAUUCCCCCAAAGUCAUCCACACCCACCCCAGGGAUUUCAUGGCCUUGGUCCAGAAGCUCACCGGCCUCUCCCGCUCCGACCAAGACCCUGCCGCCGACCCUUCUCCCUCGUCCUCUCGUCGCCACCACCGCCGCCUCCACAACCACAAGUCAGGCGCCGGGCGUCGCAACGAUGCGGAGGGGGAGAAUCACAAUAUUAUUAAUAAUAGCAACAAUAAGAUCGGCGGCGGGGGCGAGAACGAGGAUAACGAAUCUUCGUCGGUGAUUACGGAGGAGAACUGCGGCGACGGACAGCAGGCGAAUUCUUCGUCGAAUACCUUUGUGCCUUCUUCGAUUUUCGAAUCUCCGCCGCCGAACCCCUACCACCAGCUGACGACGAACGUGCCGGUGUUUCCCCCGUCAGGCUCGGCCGGCGAUCGUCAUCUCUAUUGUGGGACCCCCAAUCCGGCGCCGUUCUUUAACUACACGGAUCCUUUGUUUUUCGGGACGCCCAGUUUCAGGAACUUGGACGCCAUUAAUGAUCACUUUCGUGACUUCUGA